Messenger RNA from Salvia splendens (bonfire salvia), 1292 nucleotides. RefSeq lists its product as uncharacterized. The transcript is spliced from 4 exons. Lineage: Eukaryota; Viridiplantae; Streptophyta; Magnoliopsida; Lamiales; Lamiaceae. Bases 255 to 1157 code for a protein of 300 amino acids. The record is from RefSeq and is a predicted model, not a curated record. Gene Ontology annotation, molecular function: protein binding.
UUCACCGCCACUUUGAAUUAAAUGUGAAAAUCUCACCGCCACUCUGUCAAAUUUCACAACCCCCUCUCUCUCCCAAAAAACCCUAAAUCUCCCUUCUUUCUCUAAUUCUUCAUCCAAUCUGUUGGCGUUUAGGAGAAAUCGCCGAGCCGAGGGGAACCAAGUAAAGCAUUAGAGAAAAGACAGGCAGAGUCCGGUCGCAUUAGAGAGAAAUAUCCGGAUAGAAUUCCAGAAUUGUGAGUAACUACUUUCCGUCUAUGCCUGAAUUAUGCCGUGUCGGUGGUGCCUUGUUCAUGAUGCACACCCCAAAGUCGGGUAGGUCCAAAUUGUUGUGGUCUGCACCGUCACCACCAAUGCCCGUUGGUUCUUCUACUAUGACCUGGACUUGUUGCGCUGCUUUGGAGUCAAGGCGAUUAUUCCCCACGAUAGUCCCGUUACGUGAUGGCAGGAUAUUAAUCUGCGGGGGCACUCCUCAACUAAAAAGUUGGAUUGAGAUCUACGACCCGCAGAAAGGCGAGUUUGACCGGAGGAACGCUCCUAAGCUGCUCUUUGACUUUAGUCCCUUCUCAUCGGCUGGCUUUGAGUUGACGAACGAUUUGGUUAUGCUGUUCUUCCCUAAGCUUUACUUAACAACAGGAAUCAGCGUAUCAACUCUUCUCUUGUACAAUGUGGAAAUUGACCACGGGGAAGUCUUCAAUGUGGAACUCCCCAAAUCUGAACGCUAUUCCUUGGAGCAGAGGAAGUGGAUAUAUGUGGGGGGAGGCAUCCUAUUCCUUAUCGACCAAGCAUCUGGUUGGUUUGUCUACCAUCUCAAAGCCAAAAAAGUGGUGGCGAAGGUGGACGUGAUGGUUGAGGAUAAGGAAGGAAAAGUGAUGCAAGCUUUGUACCUCGACAACAAUGAUCAAAAUACUAGUUGGAUCUUCCACAUAUUCGUGGAAGAGGAGACUCAAACUAGAAUUCGUUAUGCCAAGAUCGAAGUUUCCCAAGCGGAUUACACUGCUACAGUUCAGUUGAGCUGUAAUCUGGGAUUUAGUUUCUAUAACGACAUUUAUGUCAUUGCCGAUGAAGGGAGCUGCGAAGGAGGACCCGUUGAAAGAGAAAGAGGAGAAGGAUCAGAAGUGAAUGAAAGCAUGAAAAGGAGGAGGAUCAGUAGGGAAUGAAAGCAAAGCAUGCUUCUUGCACAUUGAAGAUGAUGAACUAACCUACCGUAUGUGCUUGUGUAGUUCAAUUUAGUUUUGUUUUGUUUGGAUUGACUAAUGGUGUAAUUGUUGUUUAGUAAAAUGGUUGUGAUUGAA